AUGAUCAAAGUCGCAGUGGUUGGUACUAACGGACUGGCGCAGUACAUUGCGAACGGCAUCGCAACACAGACGUCCCACCAGUUCGUCGUUCUAUCUCGAAGGCCAAGUCCAGGUUUGACAGCAAGGGGAUGGCAAGUACUUCAGGUCGACUAUUCCAACUCCGCCGACCUCAGAUUCAAGCUGGCCGGUGUUGACACGGUUAUCUCGACAAUCAGCGGCAAUGCGCAGCUUGCCUUGAUCGACGCCGCGGCCGCAGCUCACGUACGACGUUUCGUGCCAUCAGAGUUUGGCGGACCCCCAUCCUUGCGCCCGCAAAACGAUCUCCUAGACAAUGGUCGACGCGCAGCCAUACUGCGGCUUCAUCAACACGAGUCCUCGGGCAUGAGGUUCACAGUCUUCACGUGUGGUAUUCUCUACGAGCGGUUUGCUCCGGGAGGAAUGGCGGCCUCGCAAAUCGGCCUCGCAAGCAACAUUGGUCAAGAGGGUGAUUAUCUGAUGGACUUUCGCCGAAGGAGAGCGCAGGUGCCUUACCUCAACAGUGCUGGACAACCUGCUACGAUAUGCAUGACCUCCGCUGCCGAUGUCUCCCGGUUCGUAAUUGCAGCGCUGGAUCUGCCAUCCUGGCCGCGAGAGUUCCGCCUCCGCGGGGAACGUAUGAAUGUAAGGGAGGUCGUGUCCAUCGCCGAGGACAUUCAAGGUACGUCAUUUGAGAUCUCGGGGCACACGAGGAGCUCAUUGCAGGACGCGCUGACAUAUGCGAGGGCCGUAGGCGAUCGUGCACGCGAAACUCGUGUCCAUCAUUUGAUCGCCACAGCCGAGGGUCGCUACGACUUUGCCAACACCAACUUGAACCAGCUGGUCUCGGUUCAACCGGAGAGCUUUCGAGCCUGGCUGUUACGGGUCUGGUCGCCCGUCACUUGA
Cladophialophora yegresii CBS 114405 is the source of this 921-nucleotide messenger RNA. RefSeq lists its product as uncharacterized. The record is from RefSeq and is a predicted model, not a curated record. The coding region runs from base 1 to 921 and encodes 306 amino acids. NCBI's taxonomy places the organism in Eukaryota, Fungi, Ascomycota, Eurotiomycetes, Chaetothyriales, Herpotrichiellaceae. The transcript is spliced from 4 exons.